Messenger RNA from Nezara viridula (southern green stink bug), 555 nucleotides. Lineage: Eukaryota; Metazoa; Arthropoda; Insecta; Hemiptera; Pentatomidae. The record is from the annotation of a GenBank genome assembly.
AUGGGCCAAAGAUCAAGUCAAUUCACAGAGGAAGAACUUCAAGAUUACCAGGAUUUAACUUAUUUUACCAAGAAAGAGGUGAUGCAUGCCCAUAUGAAAUUCAAAGCUUUGGCACCAGAAAAGGUUGGGCAUAAUAGGAACGCUAAACUUCCUAUGAACAAAGUUUUGCAGUAUCCAGAGUUAAGAGUAAAUCCUUUUGGCGACAGAAUCUGCAAAGUUUUUAGUACUAGUCAAGAUGGGGACUGUACUUUUGAAGAUUUUCUUGAUAUGAUGUCUGUCUUUAGUGAUUCUACCCCUAAGUCCGUGAAAGCUGAACACGCCUUUAGGAUUUUCGAUUUUGAUGGUGAUGAUAUGCUAGGGGUUUCGGACCUGAAGGAAAUAAUAGACAGGCUAACCAGUCCUCAGAAAUUAAAUGACAACGAAAUGACCCAUCUCAUUCAAAAUAUACUUGCGGAGGCUGAUUUAGAUGACGAUGGAGCUCUGUCUUUUGCAGAGUUUGAACAUGUUAUUGAUAAAUCACCCGAUUUUGCCAACUCUUUUAGGAUUCAAUUAUAG